Molecule: messenger RNA, 1726 nt
Organism: Cercospora beticola
Lineage: Eukaryota; Fungi; Ascomycota; Dothideomycetes; Mycosphaerellales; Mycosphaerellaceae
Product: ABC transporter substrate-binding protein
Biological process (GO): thiamine transport
Cellular component (GO): outer membrane-bounded periplasmic space
Molecular function (GO): thiamine pyrophosphate binding; thiamine binding
Source: RefSeq, a predicted model, not a curated record
UCGCUUGGUUGAAGGCGGCGCGUGUAGACGGCCUUUGAUGCUCGUCGAGUUGUUGAACUAGUUCAUGCUAGAAUCCAGCGGUUGACAGUACCCAUGCAUGGGAAUGCUAAGCCUCUUAGUCGGGUGUCGGUGAUCGUCAUUGUUUCAGCCGCCUGUGUUUGAUAUAGGAGCGUUGAAUGAUCUCUCUCGCUGAUUCUGUCAUGUCAUCAGCUCAAUUCAAUAACCAUGUUGAGCUCACUUCUAAUCCAGGCGCUGCUGGCCAGCCACACAUUAGCCUACGACCAACUCCUCGGAUUCGAUGCCGCCGCCGAAAUCGAAACACGCUCGAUCGACGAAAUCUACCAAGCCGCUCUGAAAGAAGGAGGAGUGGUAACACUAUGGCUAGGAGGCGACGAGCCCUCAGGCGGAAACGGCAUGAAAGAAGCCUUCGAAACUAAAUUCCCCGGCAUGACCCUCAACGUCACAGUCGAUCUUUCCAAAUACCACAGCGUCCACUUCGACCAGCAAUUGGCAUCGAACAAUGUCAACGUCGACAGCAUCGCAUGGCAGACUGCGCAUGAUUUUCCGAGAUUGGAUGCUGAAGGCGCUUUGCUGCAUUAUGCACCGAAUGGGUUCCAGGAGGUGUAUUCUCCGAUGCGCGACCCGCGAGCUGCGUUUUAUGGCAUUUUGACUGAUGCGUGGACUUUCAAGUGGAAUACGAAGAAGUUGUCGGGUGUGAGCGCGCCCAAAGAGUGGGAGGAUUGGCUGAGGCCGGAGUUUAAGGAUAAGCUCGUGUUGACAUAUCCGAAUGACGAUGAUGCGGUCCUGUACGCGUUUGAUCUUGUCAUGCAACAAUACGGCACAUCCUGGUUCGACCGUCUCCUUACUCAAAACCCACAAUGGGUCCGCGGUACCGGAACGCCAAACACCCUAUUAAACAGCAAAAACUCAACACUCGCCGCCUCCUUCACCACCGACGCACCCCUUGCAGACAAUGGAGUUGAUGGCCUCAACUUCACCUAUCCAGUCCAAGGCUCCUUCGUCAGCUGGUUCCAACUAGCCGCCAUUCCAAAAGACGCACCUCAUCCAGAAGCCGCAAAGCUACUCCACAACUACUUUCUCAGCAAAGAGUGGCAAGUCGCUCAAGGUUCCUGGCCUGUCCGCCGCGAUGUGCCAGCUCUUGCAGGGUAUCCUGAUAUUUUCGAUAUGCCGGGGACGAAUGUCACGUACUUUCAGCAAUGGAUGGCGGAUCGUGCUCGUGUUGAAAGGUUGAGGAAUUGGUUUGAAGAUAGGCUUGGUACAGCUCAGGGCUUGAGCCCAUUGAUUGAUGGAAUCUAAACAAAAGUUAUAGCAAUCUGCGGCUCGACGAUGAGUCGAUGGGUGAUAGAACCGAAAUAUGAACAAGUCCGAACUCAUUGCCAGGUUCGUGGCGGCAGUGGUGGCACUCUCCUGUUUCUCUUGUAUCAUUUCCCAUGCUCCUUUGGCCUACCUGUUGCGUCCCGAGGCAUGAUUUUGCAACGCGACAUGCACUCUGCUGAGCCCCAGUUCGCGCCAGUACCGACUGGCGGCAUCUUUUCUGCUGUAUUGUCGUUGACAAAAUUACCACCAAAUGCUGCGUUGACCCAUUCGGGCGCGAAACCGUUUGUGAAAAUUUGGCCGAUAUUCAUAGUUCCUGCAUCUUCAUCGUUGAGCGCUGAGACGAGUUGUGCAGGCUCGCACUCUAGCAGGCUUCAUUAGUAAGGCAUUU